Messenger RNA from Labrus bergylta (ballan wrasse), 2126 nucleotides. Its product is annotated as alpha-1,3-mannosyl-glycoprotein 4-beta-N-acetylglucosaminyltransferase C-like. Gene Ontology annotation, biological process: protein N-linked glycosylation. Lineage: Eukaryota; Metazoa; Chordata; Actinopteri; Labriformes; Labridae. Gene Ontology annotation, molecular function: acetylglucosaminyltransferase activity. The record is from RefSeq and is a predicted model, not a curated record.
CACCUUGUGGUGGAGAGUGAGGGGGUGGCAGAGUUGGAGAGAGCAGGGGGCACCACUGUACAGAGAGAACGAGAGAGAUAGAGAGAGAGAGAGAGAGAGAGGGAUCAAAGCAGAGAAAGAGACAGAGGAGGAGAGAGGGGGAUGAUGAUAGCAGCGCUGCAGUGAGAGCGAGCGAGCGCCGUGCCUGCCUUUGCAGCGAGUGUUUACUCCACUUUUCCUGAGAGCCGGUUAUCUUCCCUCUGCGUGAGUCAUGGAAGUGAUUUAGGUGAGUGUAGCGGCUGCAGGAAGCCACAGAUCUGUUUGUGCAUCUGCCCUGUGUGCAGGUUGUCUCGUUUUGUAAAGAAGGAUCCAUGCCUGUCCUCAGAGUGCACAGAAGAAUCAACAUAGCCAGCCUGACGACGUCAACAGGCAGUGAGAGACGUGAUCUUAAGGCUGAUGUGGAAGUCUGUGGAUAAAAUGAGGUGUUUCAGGAAACGCUCCAUGCUGCCCUUCCUCGGCUUCCUCAUCACCCUGCUCUUCUUCAACCUCUACAUGGAUGACGGAUAUGUGCUGGAGGCAGAGAAAAGACAGCUGGGAGAGUCGCUGAUGCAUCCUGCAAACUCUGACAGAUAUGUCCACACACUCAGAGAUCUGUCCAAUUUCUCAGGGACUAUAAAUGUGACAUAUCGCUACCUUGCAGGAAUCCCUUUGCCACGCAAAAAGUAUCUUACUAUUGGUUUGUCAUCUGUCAAGAGGAAGAAGGGGAAUUAUCUUCUAGAGACGAUCAAAUCCAUCUUUGAUCAGUCCAGUUACGAGGAACUCAAAGAGAUUGUGGUUGUGGUCCACCUGGCAGACUUUGACCUGGUGUGGUGUGAAAACCUGGUGCAGGAAAUCACCAGAAAGUUUGCUCAUCACAUCAUAGCGGGACGCCUUCUGGUGAUUCACACUCCUGAGGAGUAUUAUCCAUCUCUGGACGGGUUAAAAAGAAACUACAACGACCCGGAGGACCGGGUUCGUUUCCGCUCCAAGCAGAACGUGGACUACGCUUUCCUCCUGAACUUCUGCACAAACCUCUCUCACUUCUACAUGAUGUUAGAGGACGACGUGCGCUGCUCCAGGAACUUCCUGACGGCACUGAAGAAGGUGAUCACCUCCAGAGACGGCUCCUACUGGGUGAUGCUGGAGUUCUCCAAGCUGGGCUACAUCGGGAAGCUGUACCACUCCAGAGACCUUCCUCGUCUGGCUCACUUCCUCCUCAUGUUCUACCAGGAGAUGCCCUGCGACUGGCUCCUCAUCCACUUCAGGGGUCUGCUGGCUCAGAAGGACGUGAUCCGCUUUAAGCCCUCGUUGUUCCAGCACAUGGGCUACUACUCCUCUUACAAAGGAGCCGAGAACAAACUGAAGGACGACGACUUUGAAGAAGACUCCAUCGACAUUCCUGACAACCCUCCUGCCAGCCUUUACACAAACAUCAACGUCUUUGAGAACUAUGAUGCCACAAAGGCUUACAGCAGCAUCGUUGAUGAGUACUUUUGGGGGAAGCCUCCGUGCACUGGAGACUUCUUUGUCAUAAUCUUUAAUAAGUCGACUAAAAUCAGCAGAAUAAAGAUUGUGACGGGCACAGAGGACAGACAGAACGAUAUUCUCCACCAUGGAGCUGUGGAAGUGGGGCAGAAGUCUGUGGAAACUAAACAGGGGCGGCAGUGUUCGUCUUACAUCACAUUAGGAGAGUUUAAAGGUGGAAGUAUUGAGGUUACCAACGUGGACCACAAGAUAGGCUUUGACAUCGAGUGUGUUCGAAUCGUUGUGACAGCCAAUCAGAAAGAAUGGCUCAUCAUAAGAACUAUCAGCUUAUGGACCACACAGCCCGUCAGUCAGUUUAAGAAGUAAACAUCUGAGGUUUUUAAAGGAUCUGCUCUAUGUACAGUAUUUAUUCUGGAUGCUAUAAGUUCAUUUUGAACUGCGUCUGGGUCGUGUGUGUUUCUGGGAUUCAAAGCAAUCCAUAUUUUCUUGGGUUGUUUGGGGAUCUAUGCUGUAAGAUUGAAAUGUGACGUAUUAAAAUGACCAAAAUGUACAGUAUGGAGUCUUUAUACUCAUGUUCAUUUUCCUAAACUGAGAAUGUGUACAUUAUAAAAUAUGAAAUUGUU